GCUGGUACUACGUCUAGUACGGCUGCUGCUGGUGCUGCUAAUACUACUACUACGACCUCCACUACUACUGCUACUGCUACUACUACUACUACUUCUACCAGCACUACCGCUGCUGCUACUACUACGGGUAAUGAUCGUCGCAGAGAGUGUCAGGUAGGGGAGGGUCUACUGAAGUGCUGUCAGCUUUCAAGUGCCUUUUUGGACACCCUCGCUGCUGCUGUUGCUGCUGCCAAGCUCUAGGUUGCCACCGCGAUGGAGGUUGACGACCCCGGAGCUGAGCAACCUCAUGGAUUUUCUUCGGUGCUGAACAGCGCCUGCAGUCGCGUGGCGUAGGAAGAGCAUUGUCGGAAUUCGAUUUGGUGUUGACCAGUGCGACGAGGGGGUGGAUGCUCAAGGAUGGUGUGUCGAAUGCGAUCGCUUUACUAGGUUUGGUACGAGGAUUUGGAAAUUGAAGACGAUGCUUUCACGGAGAGAAAUUCUUAUGCAUCUGUAAUAGCCUGCUUAGCGUCAAUGGCUCAUAUUUAAGCGGGAAAAUCCAGUGUUGAGGGAGUCUUACAGAAGAGCAAGCGCAGAGGCGAUUAUGUCCUCGCGAAAAGUAAAUAUUGCCAGCAUACAGUUACAACGCGUUUUGGGACAUCAGUACUCACUAUGCGCACCAAAAGGUAGCAAGUGAAGGCAGUUGAAGAAGAAGGGGGAGAGCGGGGUCAAUGAGGAGCAAGCAUUGAGGAGUGGACGUAUCGGACACACAUCAAUGGAUACACAGGUUACAUUUGAGAACCUCUUGCACGAGUUAGGAGAAAAGAGUGUUAUUAAGAGUGGAGGCAUGGAUAGUAUUGGACCUGGCCAAGGUUUACACACGCCGUUAGCCUUACGUCCGCAUACCCCAAUGCCGGUUUCAGGGACUGGCAACCCUCCAUUAGAAAGCGGCUCAUCAAUGCCCAAUUUAAUGGCGCCAAUGACUUCAAGAAUGGAGUUGAACAUCGGUGGAGCACCUUAUCAAGGGUAUCAAAUGCCCAUGAAGAGAAAGAGGGGAAGGCCUCGUAAGUAUACGACGGGUGAUUCACCUCAAGUAACUGUAUCAGGUUUUGGGAAUACUUCUCUUUUCUCAGCUCUUGCCAAGCAGAUUGCAGCUCCUUAUACACCUCCAGAUAAGUCGGAAAAGCGGGGAAGAGGUCGUCCAGUUGGCUCUACCAGAAAGCAACAAUUAGCCAAUUUGGGAGUUGUGUUAGCAGGUACAGGAAAGAGCUUCACGCCUCAUAUACUGACUGUACAUACCGGAGAGGAUGCCUCAUCAAAGAUCAUGCAAUUUGCACAACACGGUCCCCGCGCUAUGUGUGUGUUGUCUGCCAAUGGUGCUGUUUCAAAUGUCAUGCUGCGCCAGGAUUCGUCAUCAGAAGGCACUGUCACGUAUGAGGGUCGGUACGAGAUUCUUUCCUUGUCAGGUUCAUAUCUUCCUCUAAGCGGUGAAGAUGGUGCAAAACAACGAACAGGGAUUGUAAGUGUGUCCUUGGCAGGCAGUGACGGACGAGUUUUUGGUGGAAGGGUUGCUGGAAUGCUUACGGCGGCUUCUCCUAUACAGGUGGUUGUUGGAAGUUUCCUCUUAGGUCUGUUGAAGACGGAUUCUAAAGUUGAUUCACCCCUCCGUUUGACUCAAGGAGAAUUAUCUGGCAUGAAGACGCCUUUUGCCACUCAACAAAUUUCAUCACGUAAAAGUUCAGUAUUUCUAUCGCUGAACCUCAACGGUACAGGUGCUGGACCUCAAGAAGGCAACCAGGCGUCACCUGCGAGCGGGCAAUCCUCUGAUGCAAGACCACAGGCUGUCGGCGUGUUUCGACCUUCUGAAGGCUGGGGCAUUGCAUCCCACAUCUCUCUUUUGGGGGACAAUCGAAGAGCAGAUAUCAACAUAUCAUUGGCAGGUGGUUAACAACCAGCAAGCUUCUUGCUCUGGCCUUUGGUUAUACAAUUCUGAAAGUCUGCUGCGCGGAGGCUACGGACAACAAAUGAAGUAGAUCUGCUCUCAUGGCGCUCUCGUACCGCCUUCGUAUUAACAUCCACCACAUAGACAUGGAAUACCGUUUUUUUUUCCUGAAGUUCCCGUAUUCAUCUUUUUGCCCAAAUCAGCCAAAGCCGCAGUUGAACACGGUAUUGAUAGAACUAGGCACAGGGAGAAAAGCCAGCUCUUCAUUGCUUUGGAAUAUUGAUUAAUUCAUUCUCUUGUGUUGUUCAAAUCAUCCUUGUAUAAUAAUCUGGAUCUACUUUGUUUUUUCCC
Physcomitrium patens is the source of this 2269-nucleotide messenger RNA. NCBI's taxonomy places the organism in Eukaryota, Viridiplantae, Streptophyta, Bryopsida, Funariales, Funariaceae. The record is from RefSeq and is a predicted model, not a curated record.